AUUGUCAUCAUGGGUUAACGUUGUUGGUGGCACCCACUGCAAUUGGACUGGAAUUAACUGCAACCUUGAUGGAAGCAUUACAUCCUUGAACCUUACUGGAUAUGGUUUACAAGUAUCUUGAUCUCUCAUCAAAUCAGUUGGUUGGAAGGAUUCCCACAAGUUUGGGAAAGUUGAGCAAAUUAUAUGUGCUGAAAUUAGGUAAUAACAAACUUACUGGCAACAUACCACUAGAAGUUGGAGAACUAUCUUUGCUUUCGGAGCUAAACUUAGCUUCUAAUAAGUUUGUUGACUCAAUUCCCCCACAAAUUGGAAGAUGUGAACGCCUAAUUACAUUGAAUCUGACCAGAAAUAUGCUUGUGGGCAAGAUUCCUCCUGAUAUGCUAAGCUUGAAAUCCCUUGAAAAUCUUGAUCUCAGUUACAACAUUCUCUCUUCUCAGAUACCACCACAAGUUGGAGGAUUAACAAACUUACAGACAAUGGACUUAUCACACAAUAAUCUGUCAGGCUCCAUCCCAUCAAGCAUUGUUCAAUGUGCAGCUUUAGUUUCUGUUGAUAUAUCUUACAAUCGGUUGGAAGGUCCUCUUCCUAACACUAAAGCAUUUUUACAGGCACCAUAUUCCGCCUUAAGUAAUAACAAAGGUUUAUGUGGCAAUCAUUCCGGCUUAAAGCCUUGCUCCUUGCUCAGCCAAAUUGACGGCAAAAAUAGAAAUUUGGUUGUAAUCAUAUCAAUAGUCUUGGGAAGUUUUUUUCUAUUGACGGUGGUUAUUAUCAUUUUUGUUAUUUUUCCACGACAGAAGAGAAAUACAGUGGAGGAGGAAAGAGAUUUUACUAAAGAUUUGUUCACAGUAUGGAGCUUUGAUGGAAAGAUGACAUAUGAAAGCAUAAUUGAAGCAACAGGGAACUUCGACUCUAGUUAUUGCAUUGGUGUAGGAGGGCAUGGAAGUGAAGUGUGUUUAGGGCUUGAGUUACCUAGUGGUCAGAUUGUUGCCGUAAAGAAUUUUCAUAUGUUAGGCCUGCAAGAUGAUGAAAGCUGGCAUGAUCUCAGAAGUUUUUCAAAUGAGAUAAGCACAUUAACAAAUUUGAGGUAUCAAAAUAUUGUGAAGCUCUAUGACUUUUGUGCUCACAAUAGACAUUCAUUCUUGAUUUAUGAGUAUUUACAAGGGGGGAGUCUAGCACAAAUUUUGAGUGAUGAUGAGAAAGUUCUCCAGUUGGGAUGGUUCGAAAGGAUAAAUGUGGUCAAAUUAAAGCUCUGGCUAAAGCUUUAUCGUACAUGCACCAUGAUUGUUUAGCUCCUAUUAUUCAUCGAGACAUAUCAAGCUACAAUAUUCUAUUUGAUUCCAAGCAUGAAGUUCAUGAAAUUGGACUAGAUUUGUUGGAACCAUGAGAUACACAGCUCCAGAGUUAGCUUACACUGCAGAGGUAAACUGCAAAUGUGAUGUAUAUAGCUUGGGAGUAGUAACACUAGAAGUGAUUAUGGGGAAACAUCCGGGUGACCUUGUUUCAUGCAUUUCUUCAUCCUCACUCUCAGCAACCAAUAGAAUUCUUUUGAAGGAUAUGAUGGGCCCUCGACUCUGAUCUGCCCUCCACAAAGACAUGAAGUGAAACAACUUGUGUUGGUUGCAGAGAUAGUAGUCUCUUAUAUGAAUUUCAAUCCUCAAUGUCGCCCAACUAUGCAACAAGUUUGUGUGAUGCUAUUCAAGGAAAGGGAUUUCCCCAAUUUUUCCCUUGAGAUCACUUUAAGCCAGUUGUUUGGUCUUGAAUUUCGGAAUCCAUCAAUUUUUACACUAUUCAAGGUUGAGAACUCAAACAUUGGGUGAUAUGGCACAAGAAUUGUGAAAAUAAAUAGUCCUUUAUGCUAUUGGCAAGUGGUCAGUAAGUAUUCUUCUAAUGAAUUGUUAGGAUAAAUGAUGAUUUCUACUUGGUGGAAAACAAAAACUAGUCUGUUUCAGAUCAGGUAUAAGAUGGAGUCGUGCUAGCUUUCAGAUAAAGCUUUUCUUUACAGUACUUGACAGCGAUUGAAGAUGGUGACUAUGAAGGACAAGAAUGAAUUUUGGAAGAAGGAAGUAGGCAAUGUGGAACCUCUUAGCUUGUUGUUAUGAAAUGCAAUUAAUGAAGGUGGUAAGACCCAUUAUUCAUGUUGAUUAUAAAACCUAAUCUUAGAUAUAUCUUGAGUUGUGAUCGAGUUUUUGCUCAUCUCUUGCAUGUCUAUAUAUAAUUUUUCAUAUUUUCACUGAUAAUGAAUAUUUUUGCAUUUACAGACAAUGUACAACUGCAAGAUGGGUGCAAGAGAUGCAUCCUUUGAAUUGAAGCUUGUUGCGGAUACAUUAUCCAUGCCUGACUGCCUGGUACCACAUUGGAAACAAACGGCUCUCUAUUUGGAAGACGUUCUAACCAUUUGCCAAGGGGAGGCCAUAGUAGAGAGCGUCACUGUUUCACAUAGCAACAAGAAUCAUCCUCACUUGGAUAUAAUUACUGCUAAAGUACAUACUAGUUAAAUGGCAGUUGUCAUUGCAUUAUAUUGUGUCUAGAACUCAAUAUUACAGAAUGCGGUGACAACAUGUGGAUGUUGAUGGCUUGAUAGAUCUUAAGGAUUACAUGGUAUAUAUUUGUUGGUGCAACAACAAUUCUUUUCCUCCCCAUACAAAGUUGAACAAACAACUUUGUCUCU
Molecule: messenger RNA, 2668 nt
Organism: Ipomoea nil (Japanese morning glory)
Lineage: Eukaryota; Viridiplantae; Streptophyta; Magnoliopsida; Solanales; Convolvulaceae
Product: MDIS1-interacting receptor like kinase 2-like
Exons: 7
Coding region: 102-1289 (395 amino acids)
Biological process (GO): protein phosphorylation
Molecular function (GO): ATP binding; protein binding; protein kinase activity
Source: RefSeq, a predicted model, not a curated record